This is a messenger RNA of Enhydra lutris kenyoni (northern sea otter), 2463 nucleotides long. RefSeq names its product guanylate cyclase 1 soluble subunit alpha 2. Gene Ontology annotation, cellular component: guanylate cyclase complex, soluble. NCBI's taxonomy places the organism in Eukaryota, Metazoa, Chordata, Mammalia, Carnivora, Mustelidae. Gene Ontology annotation, biological process: response to oxygen levels; cGMP biosynthetic process. Gene Ontology annotation, molecular function: heme binding; guanylate cyclase activity. The record is from RefSeq and is a predicted model, not a curated record.
AUGUCUCGGAGGAAGAUCUCGUCCGAGUCCUUCAGCUCGCUGGGCUCCGACUACCUGGAGACCAGCCCCGAGGACGACGGGGAGUGCCCCCUGUCCAGGCUCUGCUGGAACGGCAGCCGGAGCCCGCCCGGGCCGCCCGAGCCCCGCGCGGCCGCCGCCGUCGCCCCGGCCCGGCCGCCGCCUCCUCCGCCGCCGCUCGCCGCCGCCGCCGCCGCCGCCGCCGCCGCCGCCACGGCCGGGGCCAGGAGGGCGCAGCGCCGGAGGCGGGUCAACCUGGACUCGCUGGGCGAGAGCAUCAGCCGCCUGACGGCGCCCUCGCCUCAAACGAUACAGCAGACUCUCAAGAGGACCCUGCAGUAUUAUGAGCACCAAGUUAUUGGUUACAGGGAUGCAGAAAGGAAUUUCCACAGUAUCUCCAACAGAUGGUCCUAUGCAGACCAUUCCAGCAAAGAGGAAGUCGAAGACGUCUCAGGAAUCCUUCAGUGCGCUGCUAACAUGCUCGGUUUGAAGUUUGAGGAAAUCCAAGAGAGAUUUGGCGAGGAGUUCUUCACUAUAUGCUUUGAUGAGAAUGAGCGAGUCCUUCGAGCUGUGGGCGGGACCUUGCAGGAUUUCUUUAACGGCUUUGACGCCUUGUUGGAACACAUUAGAACUUCUUUCGGAAAACAGGCCACGCUGGAGUCGCCGUCGUUCCUGUGCAGGGAGCUCCCCGACAGUGCCCUGAUGCUGCACUAUUUCCACCCCCACCACACCGUGGGGUUCGCGAUGCUGGGGAUGAUCAAGGCCGCAGCCAAGAAGAUCUACCGGCUGGACGUGGCCGUGGAGCGGGUGGCCGCUGAGAAGCUGGGCUCCGACGCUUCGACGCCCGGCAACUGCAGCUGUCUUACCUUCCUUAUCAAAGAACGGGAAAACACCAACGUCCCGAAGAACCUUCCCCAGGGUUCCUCCCACGUGCCCGCGGACCUCAGAAUCAGCAUCAGCACCUUCUGCAGAGCUUUCCCGUUCCACCUGAUGUUUGACCCGCACAUGUCCGUCCUCCAGCUGGGGGAAGGCCUGCGGAAACAGCUGCGGUGCGACACUCAUAAAAUGCUCCAGUUCCAGGACUGCUUCGAGAUCGUGUCCCCACGGGUGCAGGCCGCCUUCGACAGGGUCCUGCUGCGCCUGUCCACCCCCUUCGUGAUCAGAACCAAGCCCGAGGCUUGCGGCACUGAGAACAAAGAUAAGGUGAUGGAGGUCAAAGGACAGAUGAUCCACGUCCCGGAAUCCAACUCCAUCUUAUUCUUGGGCUCACCGUGCGUGGACAAGCUGGACGAGCUCAUGGGCCGGGGGCUGCAUCUCUCAGACAUCCCGAUCCAUGACGCCACCCGAGACGUCAUUCUGGUUGGCGAGCAGGCAAAGGCACAGGAUGGCUUGAAGAAGAGGAUGGAUAAAUUAAAGGCAACUUUGGAAAGAACUCACCAGGCCCUGGAAGAAGAAAAAAAGAAAACAGUCGACCUUCUAUAUUCUAUUUUCCCUGGUGACGUCGCCCAGCUCUUGUGGCAAGGACAGCAGGUGCAGGCCAGGAAGUUUGACGAUGUCACCAUGCUCUUCUCGGACAUUGUUGGCUUCACGGCCAUCUGUGCCCAGUGUACCCCCAUGCAGGUGAUCAGCAUGCUGAAUGAACUGUACACCAGGUUUGACCACCAGUGUGGAUUUUUGGAUAUUUAUAAGGUGGAAACAAUAGGUGAUGCCUACUGUGUUGCUGCAGGACUCCACAGGAAAAGCCUCUGCCACGCCAAGCCCAUCGCUCUGAUGGCCCUCAAGAUGAUGGAGCUUUCAGAAGAGGUGCUGACACCUGAUGGAAGACCAAUUCAGAUGAGGAUAGGCAUUCACUCGGGUUCUGUGCUCGCUGGAAUUGUUGGAGUGAGAAUGCCACGAUAUUGCCUGUUUGGAAAUAAUGUCACUCUGGCAAGCAAAUUCGAAUCAGGAAGUCACCCUCGGCGCAUCAAUGUCAGCCCCACCACUUACCAAUUAUUAAAACGGGAAGAAAGUUUCACAUUCAUCCCUCGGUCCCGUGAAGAGCUUCCAGAUAACUUUCCAAAGGAAAUCCCUGGGAUCUGCUAUUUCCUGGAGGUAAGGACUGGUCCUAAGCAGCCAAAGCCUUCUCUUUCCUCCUCGAGGAUAAAAAAAGUUUCCUACAACAUUGGCACCAUGUUCCUCCGGGAGACAAGCCUCUGAGACCUACUGCAGAUCAAAGACUCCUCCAAAAAGCACAAGCCCAGAACAUGGGUCAUGACGGGAGAGUAGAACAAGAUGGUUUCUCUUCCACUACUUGCCUGAGCGGAAUUUCUGUAUUGUGUUAGGCAAUAAUCCUAGAAAAAGGUGGAUAAGGACUAUCAGUUAAAAAAAAAAAAAAAAAAAAAAAAAGGAAGGGGGGUAAUGAGAUGUGUCCAUCCAUGUGAGUGUUUUUGGUCAUAUAUAUAUAUA